Molecule: messenger RNA, 1044 nt
Organism: Ascochyta rabiei
Lineage: Eukaryota; Fungi; Ascomycota; Dothideomycetes; Pleosporales; Didymellaceae
Exons: 3
Coding region: 1-1044 (347 amino acids)
Biological process (GO): translation; ribosomal small subunit assembly
Cellular component (GO): ribosome
Molecular function (GO): structural constituent of ribosome; rRNA binding; mRNA binding
Source: RefSeq, a predicted model, not a curated record
AUGCCGCCACGACUGAACGUCGGCGCCUUCUCGCGCUCAAUUGCCUUCAGGCCCAGGCCCAGGCCCCAGGGUCAAUGGCCUGCCCGCUCUGCGCUGCAAGUGGCGCCCUCGCAAUGGCGCACGUACGCCGACGCACCCCCAUACGCCGACCAGAACGCGCCUGCGCAGGACCGAUCCCACCAGCCCAGCUCCGAGCCCAUCGAGCACGUCUCCGAGGAGGCGGCCAAGACGGCGCAGAUCAUGGGCGAGCAGGGCCCUGAUGUCAACCAGGGCACGCCUGUUGAGGAUAUUGUCAAGGGCGACAAGGAAGCGCAGAAGAAUCUGCCCAAGGUCAUGCAGGAUGCCAUCAAGCAGGGCAACAAGACGCCAGCGCCCAAGGGCUCGCGCUCGUACUCCACGAUGACGACACGAUCCAGCGAGGGCGUGGACAUGGGUCUUGUCGACUUGGAGGCUGCCUCCCAGCUGCCCGUGACGGCUGGGCUGAAGUUUGAGAUGCCCACGCUCCCUCUGCCCAAGGAUGGCCACGUCAAGCGCCGGUACGACCCCGUUGUUGAGCAAGUCACCAACCUCCUGAUGCGACACGGCAAGAAGAGUGUUGCUCAACGUCAAAUGGCAGUAGUCCUCCAGCACCUCCGAACUUCACCAAUCCCCACCAUCAACCCAUCUCGCCCUCUCCUGCCUGGGGCGCCUCCACCGUCACAUCUUCCCUUGAACCCCAUUCUCUAUCUCACACUCGCCAUCGACUCUGUCGCCCCGCUCCUUCGACUUCGCGCACAGAAGGGCGCUGCUGGUGGUGGUGUCGCUCUGCAGAUCCCAGUUCCGCUCAGCCAGAGACAACGACGGAGGACAGCCGUGCAGUGGAUCCUGGCUGCUGCCUCGAAGCGGAGGAACUUGGGAAGUGGCAAGAACAGCUUGGGUCAGCGAGUUGCGCAGGAGAUGAUUUCUGUCAUUGAGGGCAAGAGCGGUAUCUGGGACAGGCGCAAUGCUGUCCACAAGCUGGGUGUUGCUGCUCGUUCCAACCUUGUUCUGCCGAAGAAAAGAUAG